AACAAGGCCCCGUCCAGCUGACUGCUCUCUCUCCCCCAUCCCCGUCUGCUGUGCAGCACCCCCGACAGCCCACCGGCGCGCACGAUCCUUCCCCACAUCCUACUCUCCACCCACUCGCCGCCGCCGCACGACGCGUCUCACAGCACCAUGUCCGGGCACCGCAGCACAUACAGCAACCUCGACACGGGGACGCCGUACCAGAACGGCGCGUACAGCAGCUCCCAGUGGCUCGAGAAACAGCAGAAGGGCGGCCGCAAGUCCAAAUUCAUAGUGAGUCCCGUUUUAUACCGCCCAUCUGUUCGCGGCCUCUCCUCCCCGCCCCCUUCCCCCCGUCCCCGUCCCCGCUCCCGUUCCUGUGCUUCCGCGGACAGACUCAUCGCUGACCACGCGUCUCCGCACUGCCCCCAUGCGCCGGCGUUCAAAGGUGAUUGGCUCGGUCGUCGCCCUCGUCGUCCUCAUCGUGGCCGGCGUCGUCAUCGGCGUCGUCGUCUCCAAGCACAACAGCAGCUCGAGCUCCUCCAAGAAGUCCGCGAGCGGCAACUCGACCUCGGGGUACGCCGUCGGCCCGUACGGCGUCGUCAAGCAGAGCGACCCGAACGACCCGAGCUCGUUCCUCAAGGACGACGCGCUCAAGCAGUCGUUCUACGGCCUCGCCUACACCCCGGACAACUCCCAGCUCCCCGACUGCGGCAACUCCCUCGCCGCGGUGAUUGAGGACAUCCAGCUCAUCUCGCAGCUUACCACGCGCCUCCGCAUCUACGGUGCUGACUGCAACCAGUCCGCGCUCGUGCUCGAGGCGAUCAAGCAGACGAAGGUCAACGUCACGGCAUGGCUCGCCAUCUACAACGUCCCGAACAACGCGACCGCGUACGAAGAGCAGCGCGACAAGGUCCUCGACGCCAUCAAGACGUACGGCACUGACCACGUCGGCGGUGUCACUGUGGGCAACGAAUUCGUGCUCGACUUCAUGGGCGCGAACGGCGGUGGAAGCGACCCGAACGACGCCGUCGGCACCGCUGGUGGGGAGCUGCUGAUUGCGAACAUCACCGACAUGAAGAACCAGCUCUCGAGCCUGGGCUACUCCGUCCCUGUCGGCACCUCGGAUGCGGGCGCGUACUUCAACGACAAGGUCCUCGAGAGCGUCGACUACGCUCUGUCGAACAUCCACUCGUGGUUUGCGAACGUGUCCAUCGCGCAGGCCGCAGACUGGACGUACACCUUCUUUGAGGAGGAAAACGUUGAGGUCGCCCAGGGCCUCUCGAACAAGCCCGACUUCGCCAUUGGCGAGACUGGCUGGCCUACCAACUCCACGACGGCGGCGGCGGCGAGCAACGGACCCUCGACUGCCUCCGAGGAGAACUUGCAGACGUUCCUCAAUGACUUCGUGUGCGGCUCGAACAAAAACGGCACGGAGUACUUCUACUUCGAGUUCGCCGACGAGGACUGGCAGGCGAAACAGUUUGGUGGUGUGGAGGGCUAUUGGGGCCUCUUCCACGACAACCGGACCCUCAAGGGCAUCACUAUUCCCGACUGCUGAACGCACCCAACUCCCACAUCCUCCCGUCCCCCCGUCCCCUCAUAUAUCCGCACUGUAUC
Rhodofomes roseus is the source of this 1596-nucleotide messenger RNA. RefSeq names its product glycoside hydrolase superfamily. The transcript is spliced from 9 exons. Bases 407 to 1537 code for a protein of 376 amino acids. Lineage: Eukaryota; Fungi; Basidiomycota; Agaricomycetes; Polyporales; Fomitopsidaceae. Gene Ontology annotation, molecular function: hydrolase activity, hydrolyzing O-glycosyl compounds. Gene Ontology annotation, biological process: carbohydrate metabolic process. The record is from RefSeq and is a predicted model, not a curated record.